UUCCUAGCUAGAAACCCCUGGGCCUCCUUUUUUUUUUUUAAUUGUGGAGGGAGAGGAGAGGGUUGUCUCUGCUCGGAGAAUCUGGGUUGGCUUUCAUCUUCUUUUUUGAUUUUAAGUAGUUCCCUCUAUGAGAACUGACUUCCAGGUGUUCAUCAAGUGAAACAGUGCUCCGUACGCUAGAAAUGAGAAAGAAUGACAGUUUCUGAGACUGACUAUUAUUAACGGCUCAUAGGUGCCCCCGCAAUUCAAAAUGCCUUUUAAAGUAUUUGAUACCUUCAAAGAAAAAAUUUUGAAACCUGGAAAGGAAGGAGUGAAGAAUGCUGUGGGAGAUUCGCUGGGGAUUUUACAAAGAAAAAUUGAUGGGACCAAUGAGGAAGAAGAUAACAUUGAACUGAAUGAAGAAGGCAGGCCUGUGCAGGCAUCCAGGCCACGCCCUCCGCUCUGUGACUGCCAUUGCUGUGGCAUCCCUAAGCGUUACAUCAUCGCCAUCAUGAGUGGGCUGGGAUUCUGCAUCUCCUUUGGGAUUCGGUGUAAUCUUGGAGUUGCCAUUGUAGAAAUGGUCAACAACAGCACUGUAUAUGUGGAUGGAAAACCAGAAAUACAGAUGGCACAGUUUAACUGGGAUCCAGAGACAGUGGGCCUUAUCCAUGGAUCUUUUUUCUGGGGUUAUAUUGUGACACAAAUUCCUGGCGGGUUCAUUUCAAACAAGUUUGCAGCUAACAGGGUUUUUGGAGCUGCCAUCUUCUUAACAUCAACUUUGAACAUGUUCAUUCCUUCUGCGGCCAGAGUGCACUACGGCUGUGUCAUGUGUGUCAGAAUUUUGCAGGGUCUAGUGGAGGGUGUGACCUACCCAGCCUGCCAUGGGAUGUGGAGCAAGUGGGCACCACCUUUGGAGAGAAGUCGGCUGGCCACUACUUCCUUUUGUGGCUCCUAUGCGGGUGCAGUGAUUGCCAUGCCUCUGGCUGGGGUAUUGGUGCAGUACAUUGGAUGGGCCUCUGUCUUUUAUAUUUAUGGUAUGCUUGGAAUUAUCUGGUACAUGUUCUGGCUGUUGCAGGCCUAUGAGUGCCCUGCAGCUCACCCCACAAUAUCCAAUGAGGAGAAGACAUAUAUAGAGACAAGCAUUGGAGAAGGUGCCAACUUGGCCAGUCUAAAUAAAUUUAAUACACCAUGGAAAAGAUUUUUCACAUCAUUGCCGGUUUAUGCAAUCAUUGUGGCAAAUUUUUGUAGAAGCUGGACCUUUUAUCUACUCUUAAUAAGUCAGCCUGCUUAUUUUGAAGAGGUCUUUGGAUUUGCAAUAAGUAAGGUGGGUCUCUUGUCGGCAGUCCCACACAUGGUGAUGACAAUCGUUGUGCCUAUUGGAGGGCAAUUGGCUGAUUAUUUAAGAAGCAGGAAAAUUUUGACCACAACUGCUGUCAGAAAGAUCAUGAACUGUGGAGGUUUUGGCAUGGAGGCAACCUUGCUCCUGGUGGUUGGCUUUUCCCACACCAAAGGGGUGGCUAUCUCCUUUCUGGUGCUUGCUGUAGGAUUUAGUGGCUUUGCCAUUUCAGGUUUUAACGUCAACCACCUCGACAUUGCUCCCCGCUAUGCCAGCAUUCUCAUGGGGAUCUCAAAUGGAGUGGGAACCCUCUCUGGAAUGGUCUGUCCCCUCAUUGUUGGUGCAAUGACCAAGCACAAGACCCGGGAGGAAUGGCAGAAUGUGUUCCUCAUCGCUGCACUGGUGCACUAUAGUGGUGUGAUCUUCUAUGGCAUCUUUGCUUCUGGGGAGAAACAGGAUUGGGCUGACCCAGAGUCUCUCUGUGAGGAGAAAUGUGGAAUCAUUGACCAAGAUGAAUUAGCUGAGGAGACAGAACUCAACCACGAGACUUUUGUGAGUCCCAGAAAGAAGAUAUCUUAUGGCGCCACCACUCAAAAUUGUGAAUUCCAGAAGAAGGAACACAGAGGACAGAGAGAUAUGACCCUCGAGGAGGGAGAACUGACGUCCUACCAGAACGAAGAGGGAAACUUCUCAGAUAUAUCCUAAUAUCUGAGAGGUGCUUCUGUCUUUUCCUCACUUAGAACCAUAAAGUAUCCAUACUUAUUGCCUUCCUCAGAGCCCAGCUUGCCAGAGGGCCACAUAUGGGGACACUUGAGGUAGGAGGGGAAAGGAAGAAGAUUAAAUAGCAAUGUAAAAAAGAAAAUAUUAUUCUGCAAUGACAUGAAUAUAGAGUUUGUUCUCAGUUGAUAAAAUAGUUUAAUACAUAUAUAUUUGGAUUGGCAGUUGACCCUUUUCUCAAAGAACUGAACUUAUGUGAAAAGGAAUGACUAGAAGAAUAAGGAAGACAAUAUCUUUUUGUUCAAAGAAACAUGGAAGGAAAUGGGGGUGUUUGAUCAAGAGGAGAGUAAAUGAUAGUUGCUACCACAUCUCAGAUGGCAGCCAUGCAGAGGAGGGUUUCUUAUUUCUAAUUCAGGGUACCAUUCUUAGAGGCCCUCUGUUGUGCCAGGUGCUUUAUAAACAUUUUUAUUUAAUCUCCAUGUAUUGAUAACACACAUUUAUUAUCUCCGUUUUACAACUAAGGAAACUAAAGCAACAAGACAUUAACUUGCCCAAGGUCAUCUGGCCAGGGCUAGUGCUGAGAUUGGCAAAGCCCAAAAUGAGUGGCAGUUGUACGAAAGAAGAUUUCAGCUCAGAAUAGGGAAGACAUUAUUAGUAAUGAAAAUUAGAAAUGGAAUGAAAUGUCUUGUGGGUAAUUCUCUUUGGGGUAGGUGUGGGGGAUGGGAGUGGCAGAGGGAAUUCAAACAUUAAAUGACUGUCUGGACUCUAAGAAACUUAGGGUCCUAUAUUAAUUGAAGAACCCAACCAUUUUAUAAAUUCACAGGUUUUUAAAAUAUUCAGGGUCACAAAUUAUAUGAGAGAUUCAAAUUAGUAAAGUGGAAAAAAAAAAAAAAGCUAAGCAAGAGAGCCAAAUUUCUAGGAAUCCAAUAGUUAGCAUGGCUGAAAAGAAAUAAACAAGGGGUUGACUAUUAAAUUUUAACCCUUUGUAAUAUCAAGAAUGUGGUUAAAUAAUGUUUCAAAUUACAAAUCUUUAAGACAUUUAAUAGUUUCAGAUGUAGGUUUGUGCAUUUUAUUAGAUAAAAUUGUCUUGAAAGAAUCUUCUGUUUUAAAAAAUAUGUCUUUAGCCUUUUCCUGCUUGUGAUUAUAUUAAGAAGUUUAAUUAAAUUGUACAAAAUUAUGGUGGAACUUUUCAUAAUAACUUUCUUUGGAAUGAUAUGCAGGGAAGCCACAACAAUAUAGCAGUAGUUCUACAGGGAAAUACUACAAUGAAAAAAACUGAGACAAUUAAACCUGUGUUGAAAAACUCAUCUUUGAUUGCAUCAGGCAAUAACGUGGGUACUCUCUACAUAUAUUUAAAAAUGUAAUGUG
Marmota monax (woodchuck) is the source of this 3400-nucleotide messenger RNA. RefSeq names its product solute carrier family 17 member 8 (gene Slc17a8). The record is from RefSeq and is a predicted model, not a curated record. Gene Ontology annotation, molecular function: neurotransmitter transmembrane transporter activity; L-glutamate transmembrane transporter activity. Gene Ontology annotation, cellular component: synaptic vesicle membrane; excitatory synapse. The transcript has 12 exons. Bases 251 to 2020 code for a protein of 589 amino acids. Lineage: Eukaryota; Metazoa; Chordata; Mammalia; Rodentia; Sciuridae. Gene Ontology annotation, biological process: neurotransmitter loading into synaptic vesicle; monoatomic anion transport; synaptic transmission, glutamatergic.